Linnemannia hyalina is the source of this 753-nucleotide messenger RNA. The record is from the annotation of a GenBank genome assembly. NCBI's taxonomy places the organism in Eukaryota, Fungi, Mortierellomycota, Mortierellomycetes, Mortierellales, Mortierellaceae.
AUGUCCGAACACACAAAGGAACUGCACGACUCCGCAACAGAGACUCAUCUCGAGGAACCCAUGGAGGACGGCGACAACGCCUCAUCAGGAAUCCUCCUCGAAAAGGCCGAUUACGAACACUCCUCUCCUGAAGUCUCCUCCCUGAACUCAUCGACCAUUCUGGACCACCCCGAGGACGACAGUAAAGCUGAACACGGAGACAGCAAAGAAAACAGCAGCAAGCCCACGUCCACAAAGCACGCUGCUCCUGCGAUCGUCUCCAACACACCCGCCACCCGCCCCUUUGUCACUGGAGUGGUCCCUGCCAAGCCCGCCAACCCCGCUGUGCCCGUGUCUUCAUCCACGGAGCUGUCAACGGAUGUUAUCGACUUGAAUCAGGGCAUGCCCUGGAAGAUUCUGGCUCCAUUCAUCAGCCGUGAGACCGUCCUCUCGCUCGCCAAGAUGACCGCCAUCAACUUUAUCUUGCCCUUUAUCAACGGCGUGUUCCUUGGAUUUGGCGAGAUUUGUGCGCACGAGUUGGCAUAUCGCUGGGGCUGGAUUCAUUCUGCACAUGUUGCGAGUGUGCCUGGAAGACGCCCUAUUGGAAACGAGGUUGGCAUCCGUGCGGCGGGUGUUUCGGGGGCUGGUUCGGUCGGUUCGAUCUCGGGCACAGCAGGGUCGGGAUAUGCAGGCAGCCGCUCUGGCAUUGGUGGAUUGGGCCGUUUUGAGGAUGAGUUUGAGGUGUCGAACAAGACGACAUCCAGUCGUUUCUAA